UGAUGGAGGUUCCGGUUCCGACCAGGACGAGGACCAGGGCACCGAGGGGAGCCGCGUCUCUGUCCGUCGGACACCGGCUCGUCUUAACGGACACACCGAAGAAGGUUCCUCCGUCUGUUUACACCCUGGAGACGUUACGUUCCACAGAGGAAUGCCUCGCCAACACCAGUGAUGUCCACCCGCCGCGAAUCCUGGAACUACUUGACGUUACCACUCACCGCAAGUUGUCAUCGGUGGACGUGGACCGGGCUCUUUUCCAACCUUUUCCGUCCAGACUUGUCUUCCAGAACUUCAGUCCCGGACAGACCUACAGGCUACCUCUGGAGCUCUUCAACCACGACAAGGUUUCCCGGGCGGUGAGGCUGGAGCCGGACGACUCGCAGUAUUUCCACGCCGUUUGUUCGGACGAUGGAAGUCAAACAGUCGCACCAGGACUGAGAGCAACGUUCAGUGUUGUCUUCAGCCCUCAGGAAAACAAGGACUACCACCACCGGCUGGUGUUCGUGACUGAGAGGGAGCGCUUCGAGGUCCCCGUGGUCGCCAUUGGGCCUCGGGCCGUCCUCGACUUCCGUGACCAGCUGGUUUUACCCACGUGCCCUGUGAAGGCGACCACGGAGACGACACAGCUUGUACGAAACAUCGGAAACAGCCAAGCCCGGUUCAAGCUCCGAACAAACAGACCUUUCUCUGUAGCGCCGUCGUCUGGGAGUCUGGAUGUGGGCGACAGCGUCCAGGUGACUGUGACCUUUAACCCCAUGAACGUAGGAAACCACAGGCAAGACCUGAUACUGCACUACCACACAGGUGAAGAUGUCUACAUCAGCGUGUCAGGAACCUGCCAAGAACUCGACAUCCACCUCAGCUCGGACUCCGUGGCGCUGAAGAGGACUUACAUCACGUUGACCAGCGUCCAAACGGUGUCCCUCACCAACACCAGCCAAAUCCCUCUUCGGUACAUCUGGACGCCAUGGCCCAGACCCACAGACCAGGAGGCCAUCGUACUCAGGGACAGCUCUGAAGAAGAAGCAGCCAAGAGGGAGUGUCGCCCGGCCGCCGUCCGUUGCCUCCCGCUGCCGUUGCCGCCUCCAGCCCCUCGGGACGAUAGACGCCAGACAUGGAAGGACGACCUGGACGCCCUGUCAGACGGCUGCAUAACAGCGGAACCAAUGGAGGGUGAAAUAUGGCCUAAUCUGACGGCGCAGUUCCACAUUGUGUUCAAGCCAGAGGAGGCGAAACUUUAUCAACAAACCAUAUACUGUGACAUCACAGGGCGUGAGUCUGGGUUACCUCUGACCAUCGAAGGCGAGGGUGUGGGACCGAAUGUUGAACUCAACUACAGUCUGUGGGACAUGGAAAACGUUGUCAUUAAUGACAAACUCUGCUAUGAGGUGCUGGUGUCCAACAGAGGACUGAUCAACGCUCCUUUCAGCCUGUUAAGCCCCAACACCGCGUUCGGAUGCUGUUUCUCUUUCAGUCCAGAGGAGGGCGUUGUUCCUGCUGGCGAGCACCGCAUUGUGAAAGUUACCUUCCACAGUCGCGUCUUUGGAAGUUUCUCUGAGGACCUUCAGCUGAGAGUCGAAGGGAAGCCUGAACCGCUCACCUUAACCUUCAGGGGUUGUGUCACUGGUCCUUCUUUACACUUUGAUGUUUCAGAGCUCAGCUUUGGAGACGUAGCUUUCGGUUUUCCCCAGACGUCCGUUUGUACGCUCUUCAACACGUCUCUGGUGCCCGUAAACUUUUCCCUUCGGGUUCUGGGAGAUGGAGUGGGACCUCCCAGCAUCACCUGUGUUAAACAGGUUCAUGAGGCGUUCAGGGACCAGUGGCAUGGCAGCACUGCUCGAGACGUUCAUUCUCAGCCUGUGGAGUUCACCGUCAGUCCUGCUACAGGCUCGGUGGACCUCAUGUCAUCUGAAGACAUUAAGGUGACACUGUGCUCCAACACAGUGAAGAGAUACAGGCUGACGUUGGCGGUGGAUGUGGAAGGUGUCGGGAAGGAGGUUUUGACUCUGCCCAUCAGUGCCAGGUGUGUCGUGCCAGAUGUUGUGGUGGAAACUCCACUGUUGGACUUUCAACGGUGUUUCCUCGAUCACCGCUACGAACACAAAGUGCGUGUGACCAACACCAGCCCUGUCGGCGCCUGUUACGGUGUGAUCGGACAGGAAUACGAGGAGAGUCCGUCAGUACUUUUUGGCAGUUCCAAACCCAGAGGAGUAAUGCACCCUCACAGUUCUGAGGACAUUCCGGUGUAUCUGCUCGCUAAGGCUGUUGGACGGCAGCAUCACACCCUUCGCAUCGCCGUGUUUGGCAGCUCCCAUCCACCUCUGGAGGUGUCCUUGACAUGUUUUGGGCAGGGACCAGUUGUGCACAUUCAGAAAACACAGCUGGACUUUGGAAAAAUCCCUGUGUUGAAGGACACCGUUAAAACUCUGCAGCUGCUGAACCAGUCGCCUAUACCGGCCCACUUUUCUACUCGGAUGAGCCAUAAAAAGUCCUUUUGGCGCGUUGAGCCCAGUGAAGGGGAGGUGCCAUCCGAGGCCCAACUGGAGCUCCGGGUGGUGGCCUACUUCAAGGACACCACCCAGUGUGAGGACACGCUGGAAGUGUCCAUCCAGGACGGUCAAACCCACACCGUGGCCCUGAGCGCCAGAGGGACCGGAACCACGAUCGUCAGCGACCGGCCUUUAGCCCCGACCCUUGACCUCGGAACACACUUCAGUCAUGAUCCAUACCAGUACCCCUUCACCCUGACCAACCUGGGCCAGAGGACCCACCGCCUGUACUGGGGCACCGAUGGCUUCUCUCCUUCAGACAAAGCCCAUGUGAGGAAGAGCCCAUUGAGUCGGACCUCCCUGCCCCCCAUCUCUGUUCCCAUGAAGAAGACCGCCGUGGUCUCUGGCCCCUGGGCGUCUCCUCCCAGGAGGAAGCCAGUGUUCAGCAUCAGCCCCCCCCGGGUGGAGCUUUACCCAGGAUGCUCAGUCGACAUGAUGCUCAGCGGAUUUUCAGACUCAUCCGAGGUGGUACGGGAGCGCCUGGAGUGUCGGGGUAUCGUGGGCAACCAGGGCUGCUGUGAACACAUCAUGUCUGUAGAUGUGACCUGUCGAUUUGUGGCGCCCAUGAUUAGCAUCGAGCCCAAGCAGCUGAACUUCUACAUAGACAAGAUUCCAGGAACUAGUCCCACGCCCUUAUAUGAGAAGCUGGUGUUGAAGAACAUCUCAACCCUGACCGUAUCCAUGGAGAUGUAUGUCAUGGUGCCGUUCUCUGUAUGUGACACUCCUGGAGUCUAUAGCUCAUCUACGUCCAAGUCCAUGGUUUUAGGCGGUGGGAAGCAGGCUGAGCUGUGGAUCUGCUUUAAUCCAGCAUUUUGUCAGGAUCGGGUGUCACGAGUGGUUCAUGAGUUCCUGGAGGUUCGCUAUCAUGGACAUCCACACCAGGACAUGGUGGAGCUGCAUGCCGAGGUCCACUUCCCCAACCUGCACUUCUCCACCGACUCAGUGGAUUUUGGUUGUGUACUGAACUGCACCGAGACUCAAAGGGAAAUCACAGUAACCAACUGCUCGCCGUUGCCUGUAUCCUACCGCUGGACGUUUUUAAUGGAGCAGAAACACAGAGAGACCGAGGCCCGUGAACUAUUGCUGGAGGAGAUGCAAACUAAUCUGGUAAAUGAAGAAGACAGGGGUUCGCUGUCUCCUGCGUCCUCAGCUCCUUUCAGUCCUUCGCUUGAACCACACGAACAGAGCUUCACUCAUUCCACUGUACAUGUGGAAGAGAUGUUUGAUGUCCUGCCCAUCUAUGGUCGUCUCCAACCUGGGGAGCAGCAGCCAAUCACAUUCUCCUUCUACGGCCACAGCUACGUGAGCAGAGAGGUGGUCGCUCAGUGCCACGUGGAGGAGGGGCCUACGUACGAGGUCAAACUCCGAGGAGAAGCAUCAGAACUCACCUACGGUCUUGACUUGACCCACGUGGACUUUGGUCAGCAGUUGUUUGAUCAUGUAGCGGAGGCCGAGCUGACCUUGAAAAACACUGGGAAGGUCGGCUUCGAGUUCAUCAUCCUACACCAGGAAACAGAGGUGAGAUGUGUGGAGAGGGGAAGGAUGAAGGAUGAGGAGGAGGAGGAGGAGGAGCAGAUGAGUUCAAGUCAACCAACAGGUGGAGAGCAGAUGGAGAUGGUAGAGGUCAAACCUGGCCAACCUGUGGUCAUUCCCACCAAGGGUCAUGUGGACGCCGGUGCAGAGAAAAGCCUCCGUGUGCUCUACCUUCCCGGCGUCCCUGAGGCGUUUGAGAGGCGGUUUCAGCUGCAGGUGGCCCACCUCCCACCGCAGGACAUCACUCUGACUGGGGAGGGGGUUUUCCCAAGGAUCAGCCUCAACUUACCACGAGACCUCUCAUUGGACUGCUAUAGAGAUGUGGUGCAACGGGCCACGGCAACCAUGGAGGCUCAUCAGGACCGAGAAGACCCGAUAGAUGGGACUAAAGCUGGUGGAGGGGCACCAACAGAGGCCAGCUGCAUUCUUACAUAUGAAGACCUGCUUCAGAUGGAGAUUGAGAGAAUGCUGGUUAAAGAAUAUGCUGGCGGCCUGCAGGAGAUUCAAGACGCCAGAAAACAGUGGAAACUCAGCAAGUUCCUCCUCCCAGACUACGUUCUGGAUUUUGGUUUUGUGAUUCCUGGUCAAGUCCUGAGCCACACCGUAAAUGUCGUCAACACCGGGUGCGUGGCCGUGUCCUUCAGCGCCAAUCGAACACCUCUACCUGGCACAGGUUUCAGUGCAGAGUUGGACAGAGUUAAGAAACUGCCUUGCGGGGAAACACACACUUUCACGGUGACGUUCGAUCCUCGCCGAGCCGACGUGCAGAUGGGCGACGUAAGCGUGGUCAUGCCCAUACAGGUCCGGGGGGGCCCGGUGGUCCCGGUCCGGCUGUGUGCGGUGGUCACGGUGCCAGGCAUCACCCUUUCCACAGAUGAGGUGGAGUUUGACACAGUGCAGCGUGGAAUGUGUCAGAUGAAGACGAUACAGCUGUUCAACCACGAGUCCGUUCCCUGCCACUGGAGCAUCGCUGAGAAGUUGAAGCCUCUCAAAAAGGUGGAUAAGUUCCUUCCUCUAUACCAGCGUAAGAAGCUCCUUCAGGACCAACGUCCAUCUCCAGCGGUGUUCGAGGCAGUUCCGUCGUCCGGCGUGACGCUCCCUGGUCAACGGGUCAAUGUCCACAUCAAAUUCAGCCCCGUAGAGGAGCAUCUGUACAACAGGAAGCUGGCGGUCUACGUGGCAGACAGUGCCCAGCAGCUGUCCAUCACGGUCCGGGGUCAGGGGGCGGAGCCUCAGCUGGAGUUCUGUCCGGCGGCGUUGGACCUGGGGCCGAGUCUACCGUCCAGCACCGAGGUGGAAGCCAAGGUCAGCGUUAAGAACCCGUGUUCGUUCCCCAUCGAGUUUUACUGCCUGGAGCUGGACUCGCAGUACCUCGAAGAAGAGAAGAUUCUGCGUCUGAUGCAGGGUUACCAUGACAACGGCGUGCUGCUGCUCCCCCCCAGGACUCCCGGACAAAGUCUGCCCUCUGAGCUGCUGGACUUCUGCAGGGACCAGCGCCCCCUUGUGGAAGGUGACGUAGAGGACGGUGAAGAAGGCAAAGCAGAGGAAGAACCAACCACGUCUGUGGGACCAGUGGAAUUAUUGGUAUCAGACUUGACCGCAGAGGGAAUGGCUGAACGACUGCGACAAAUGGAGGCAGACCCCGUGUUCAGAGCCAUCGCCCGCCACAUGGGCGUCGACCUGAGCACCGAUGGUCUGGCAGCGCUCAACCGCAAAGGCAUCGGUGUCGUCGUCUACGGAGCCCCGAACACAGAUACGAGCAGCGCAGCGGCUGUUCUGUCACGGUACUAUGGAGCGGCGUUCCUCAGGGUCGACGCGGUGGUUACAGAGGCGCUCUUAAGGGGAACUUCCCCCGUUAGUUUGACUGCCAGGCAGCUGUUGGACGUCGCUGCUGCCGCGUACGCCCAGAAAAAGACGGAUGACGCAGCUCCGACGGGGGGAGGAGGGACAACUCCAAGAGCUGAAGCUCCGCCUGAAGUCUUGGCUCUGCCUCCAAACCCGCCCCUGGCUUCACCCCCCAGUGAAAUCAUGCAAACUGCCCUUCAACUGGGCGUAGAUUCGGCGUCUCUGCGGACUCUCCUGCCAGAGCAGCUGCUGGUCCACGUCCUGGCUGAAAGGCUGCAGUCCAGGGACUGUCGCAGCGGCGCCGUGGUCGAAGGCCUGGAGUCGCUUUACACAUCAUCGCCGUCCAAGACACUGCAGGUCAUCCUCAAAGCCUUCGACGACCGCAAACACGUGUACGUGGUCGACGUGUCCGACUCGUACGACGCAAUGAAGGCGCGACAGACGGCGAAGAGAGAAGAGGAAGAGGUUUUGAAGAGAAAGAUGGACGAGGAGGAGGAGCAGUGGCUGCAGGAGUUGGACGAGGAUGAGUAUGAUGCUCUGCCAGAGGAGAUGAAGGAGCGGCUUAACCAGCGGCGCAAACUGAGACUGAAGAAAAGAGAUCUCAAACGGAUGGAGAAAGAGCAGGAGGAACUAAGGCAACAGGAGGUGAAAAGGCUUCAAGACGAAGAGUUGAAGAGGAGGAGUAAAAAGGACGCAAAGAAGGAAACCAAAGACGUGACGAAGAAGAAGAACUUACUGGAAGGAAAGCAGUCAACGGAACCACUGGACGGACGUAGAAGGUCUUCCAUUAAAAACUCUAAAGAGUCACUAGUGGACGCAAAAGACCAAAAUAACUCAAUGGAAGCUGCAGACGACUCGCAACAUAACAAAGAUGAUUCUCACAACGAGGCCGAAGUAACUCAAAGUCCAAACCUGGUUGAGACAGAAAAGUCUGUUGUGGACGAGCUUCAGUCUCAAUUCAGUGCUUAUGAACGGAGUCGGGUCGAGGUGGACCACAUCCUGCGGCACUGGGACCGGACCCGGGGCUUGUUGCUGGUCCCCCUCCCCAGCGAAGACCCCCCACCAGUCCCAGAGACUCCAGUCGGCAAGAGGAGCAAAAAAGCCACGGCCAAAGUCUUGUCUCCCAUACCGAGUCAGACGGUUCUCCAGGCAGAGGCUGACGUAGAAACCACCAAGGCGCUUCAAGCAGCCGCCGUUCCUCACAUCGCACUGAAGCGAACAGAAGAAGACGCCCCAAACGCCGUGGAGCUCCUCAUAGGCGCCGCUCUGCCUCGGCUGGAUGAAGUGUUGGACGAGCUGGGGUCGGGACCCAGCGGCCCCCCCAUCCCCCCACCUGUCACCUUCUCCAUGGUCCCCUUCCCCAAAAGCAGGUCCAUCGGUCCACCGGCCUCAGAUCGAUUCACCUUCCUGCUUCCAUCAGAGCAAGAAGAUCAGGGCGACGACAAGGAUGAAAGCGUAGCAGUGAAGGUGGAGGUAGCGAAAGACAAAGAUAAAAAGGGCAGAGAAAGUCAGAGGAGCAAGAGGCGAGCUUCAGCUAAGACUAAAGCCAAGGCCUCGGACCGACCCCGAUCUCCUGCAUCGGUCGCUGAUGGCACCGCGGCAGAACCAGACCAACGCCAAGGAAAUGUGGAGCUGAAACGCAGCCAGAGUGUGACAACAUUCCGAUGGGUGGUCCCAGCCAACAGUGAGGUGGUCCUAAAGAUCUGGUUCUACUCAGACGCCCCAGGGACGUUUGAGCAGAUGUUCAGCUUUGAACUGUUGGGGACGCAGAGACUCUACCAGCUGGCCUGUAAAGCCACCAGCUCCUAUCCAAGCAUCUGCAAAGAACACAGGACUCUAUUUGCUCACAGUAAGAAGGUUCCGCAUGUAGAAGACGUCCACCACAGAGCCUAUGUCAUAAACCCUGGAUUCUUUGAGUUUGGACCUUUACUCUGCAGCAAAACCAGAGACAGAUACAAGGAAAACAAGUAUCCAGAGAAUACGGAGAGGCUCGUGAUCCACAACGUUUCAGGUCUAGAGGCCGACAUCCAGUUCCGGUUUCAGCACGACACCCAGGCCACCACAUAUCUGCUCGACCCCCCCACGAUGACUCUGAAACCGGACCAGAAGCAGGAGUUGACGGUGUGGGCCUACCCAACCAAACUGGGACAAAUCAAGGACAGCGUAGUGUGCUGCGUCAAGGACAACCCCGAGCCCGUCGUCGUCCACCUGUCCUGCUGGGGCGUCCGUCCAGAGCUGGAUCUGGACAGUAAGCACCUGGCCUUCGAUCGGAUUCUAGUGCACAGGAGGGACAGCCGAACCGUGAACCUUCACAAUAAGACGGCUCUCCCAGUUUCCUGGAGGCUGCAGGGUGUGGAGGAGCUGGGCGAUGGCUUCAGCGUUCCACAGGACCACGGCGUCGUCCCGCCCAAUUCCUGUUUCCCUCUGAGUUUGCACUUCAGGGCCAAGAGACCACUGCACAUCAAGAGGAUCAUACGUAUGGAGGUCUCGGACGUUGAGAAGAUUCUGGGCGUCGUACACACAGAAAAUAUUCACGUCUCAGCUGAAGCCUAUGAUAUCGCUCUGGAUAUCACACCAGGCCUGGACUUUGGAACCAUUCGAGUCUUUGAAGAGGCCAAGCUGCCCCUCAAGAUGAAAAACCAAGGAAAAUACGAAAUAGCUUACAAGUUCACGCUGAAGCAGAUCGGCCCGACCCAGCCAAACCUCGACUCCCUGCUCAGCGUGGCGCCCCCGAGUGGCAGCGUGAUGCCCGGCGACAGGCACAUGGCGGUCCACGUCCUCUGCAGACCCAAGAGGGAAGUGGUCCUCAGGGAACAACCCGUCCUGCUUUGCCAGGUGAUUGAACCCAGGUUUGGGAGUGGAGAAGAAACCAUCGCUAUCAUACCCAUCACUGUUUCGGUCCAGUCCGUCUUCUCCAGGUACAAGAUCACACCAGCAUCUGAACUGGACUUCGGUCCACUGGUCUACGGCUGCAAGAAAAGCCAGAGCUUCAGUAUUGAGAACACAGGAGUGUUUGAGACCCGCUUCGCCAUCUUCCCCAUGAGCACAGACCCAGUCCCAGCCGCAAGACCAGGAGCUUUAGGUCAGAGUAAGAAGGGACCUCCGAACCAGUUGGUCAAACCAGCCGGCGCCGGCAGCAAACUGAGAGCCGACUCCUUCCACCGAGACAUGGGCACCACCCAGAAUCGCAUCACCACGGGGGUCUUCUCAGUGUUUCCCUGUACCGGGGUCUUGCAGCCGGGGUCUCAGCAGGUGGUGACGGUCGACUGUGUAGGUGAACAGGUAGGAGGAUGGAAACAGGGGUUGUUGAUCGACGUCAGCGACCGCGACCCUUCGGACCAACCGGAGGGGAUGUCGUACAGACUGAUGGCUGAAGUCUACAGGCCAGGCAUAGUGUCUGACGUAAACUCGGUCUUUGAGGAGUACUACCUGUGCCACGACAGCAGCCAGCUCUCCUCUGAGCAGUUUUCCAACGCUGACGGCAUUUACAUCAUCGACGAGAACAAGUUUGUUUUCAACAAAGUGCUGGUGGGGCGAACCGCCAAAGCCCGCUUCAAACUGAAAAACAGCAGCAAGGUGCCGUGUACGCUGAGUCUGGCCAUCAAACAUGUCGGAGCGAAGAUUUCCCCUCAUGUGGACAUGUUUUCUUUGUCCUCUCCGACUGUGUGCGUACCCGGACAGUCUCAGGCCUUUGCUGUGGUCAGCUUCACACCACAGGCCGUUCAGUUCUACAGCGCUGCGUUCGAGGCCACACUGGAGGGAACCAGCAGAAUGACUCCCACGUUCAAGAGCAAGGUGCUGGAGUUUGAGCUGACGGGGGAAGCGACUCUACCCAGCGUUUGCGUGGUGCGUCCAGUUGUGAAGGAUGGCGGAGGAAGCCCGGCGCUUCAGUUCAGGCGUGUUCUGGUUGGACGGAGGCGAACGCUGCCCCUCGUUCUGCUAAAUGAUGGAGUCGUUCCGGCUCAGGUCCAGGUGGACAUGUUGGAUAAACAGGGAGUGUUCACCCUCAAAGCUGCGCCUGGAAAUGAUUUCAGUUCCAUCACCACCACAGAGCUCCAGAGCACCACUGAUCCAGGGCACCAGCUGGUCCACAGAGCCACCGCCAGGCUAAACGUCAACGAACAGAUCGAGUUUGAGGUCGGCUUCUGCUCUGACGUUCCCCAGAGCAUCGAGGCCAAGAUGACUCUGCAGGUGGAGGACAACGUCUACAACAACACCGUCAUACCGGUGACCGCAGAGGCGUAUCAAGAAACCGUCUCUUUGGACAACAUUGGAAGGUCAUGGGCAACGGAUCGGCCAGAGGACGAUGACGAUAAUUAUGAAGUCAUGGAUUUCGGAGACUGCCACAUGGGUCGGCUCUACCAGGAGAGUCUGACUAUGACCAACCACAGUGAGGGCCGAGUGGUGAGGUUCGAAUGGCCUCCUGCUGGACCUCAGCUCUCCUUUUCACCACAGGUGGGUCACCUCCACGCUGGAUGUUCGAAGGAGGUGACCAUCACCUUCUGCUCCAAUCAGCCGCUGAGUCUGAACCGUCAGUCCGUGAAAUGCAGGGUAUGCGAGGUGGACCUGGAUCAGCCGGCGGACCAGGUGUCGGACUGGGACGACCGACAGAAAACGGUGCAUUGGCCGAACGCCCGCAAACCUGCGCCAGCACCACCGCUACAACCACCAGCCGGGAACAAGGUGCAGGUGGUAAAGGCAGAUCCGGAGCCCGGCUGCUCAGUGGUUGACGGUUCACUUCGGGAUCUGGAAUUAUUCAUUAGUGCAGUUUGUGACCAUGUAAAGUUCAGCUGCAGCGCCGACCCCAUCCACUUCAGGGACACCAUGCUUUACCAAACCAGCCUCCACCAACUGCAGAUGGUCAACGAGGGUGACGUGACACUGGAGUUCUCCUGGGACGUCCUGAUGGAUACCGACAUCAACAUCAGCUGUGACCGAGCAGCCGAGGAGGAGGCCAAGGGGAACCCAGAGGCCCCGGCCUUUAAUGUGGAGCCCAGGGUCGGGACCAUAGAUCCUGGAUCUGAACAGGACUUCACUGUCAGCUUUUCACCUUUGGAGGUCGCUCAGUUUGAGGGCAGGCUCAUCUGCAGCAUCCCGAACCUGCAGGACGGCGUUCAUCCUCCCUGUAUCCCGGUUCACGGUCGUUGCCUGCUGCCGCAUUGUCAUUUUGAGCUCGACGACUCGGACUACAUCAGCGGGGGGCGCCGCAACCCCGACUUCAGGAGCCUCGUCAACCCCAACACCAGGGUUGUUGAGUUCCACGCUGUCGGCUUCUCUGCACCAACAACGAGAUGUUUUUUUGUGGUGAACCCAACGAGUAAACCGUUGUCAUUCAAGUGGAAAUGUGAAGAUCAAGCCAGUCGAUCAUUCCGCUGCCUCACCCCAAGUGGAACCAUCCAACCAAAGAAGAAGAUGGAGGUGUGUUUAGAGUAUGAGGCGGAGCAGGUGGAGGUGCUGGAGUCAUCGUGGAGCUUUGUGGUGGAGACUCCGUCACUGUCUGUUCCCUUCUUGUUCGUGGGCGUCACCAGAGAACCACUGGUGUAUCUGGACAGAGCGCACCUCGACUUUGGAGAAUUACCUGUUGGUGCGAAGGCGCAGCAGACGGUCACCGUGGUCAAUGCAGAGGAUGUGCCCUUCCACUUGUCCGUCCUCCCGUCCUCUGUCCUCUGUGAAGACCAUCUGUCCAGGCUGACGUUGGAGCCAAUGACUGGAUCAGUGGGACCCAAAGGAAGGUUAACGGUGUCGGUGUCCUUCAAACCGCGCUGCGAAGGCUACGUGAACUUCAGAACGUUAGUGAAAGUCAAGGGGAAGUCCGAACCGCUCGCGCUGACCGCUAAGGCCGACUGCGUUACCAUGACAACCUCGGUUCACAUCCAAGAGCCCGGCGGCGGCUACAGGGAGGUCAGCCCGGACCGGCCGGACUCGGUGGACUUUGGGAAGGUGGGAAUAUCAGAACAAUACAGCUUUAACUUCCUGGUGUCCAACCUAUCACGACUGAGCCAGGACGUGACCUUUAACCUGGUGGGUCCUCAUCACCUGCUGCAGCAUUUGGAGACAACGCCACAAAGUGCCACUGUCGAACCUGGGAAAGAACUGCACUCAGCUCUACUGUUCAGUCCUCAGAACGUUUGCAACCUUCAGGAUGUCAGACUGAGCAUCAAGGUAAAACACGGGCCGACGUUCACCUGCGAGGUCAGAGGCAGGGCUGUGGCCGCUCACCUGGAGUUCUCCUUCAUCACACACAACUUUGGAAAGUGUUACCUGUUCAGCCCCGACAUAAGCCCCGCCUCCGAGACGCUGGUGAUCAGCAACAAAGGCAAAAGGGACAUCAGUGUGGAGUGUCAGUUCAGGAACACCUCUGACCUGGAGAUUGACUUUAAACCGGACAUUCUGUCCCCUGGAGCCGACAUGAACGUACCGGUCACCUUCUGUCCCCAUGAGGCGCGGCGCUACGACGAGACGCUGACCUUCAUCCUCAACAACUGUGUCAAAAGACAGGUUCGCCUCAUGGGUCAGGGCGUCAAGAUGAAGGGUGUGGAGGUGGAGUUGGACCAGAACCACUUGGCCUUUGGAGCUGUGGUCCAACACUGCCGGUCCAGUAAGAGGGUAGUCCUGAUCAACACUGGAGACGUCGGCGCCAGGUUCCACUGGAAAAAGGAGAACUUUCCUCCGGACUUGUCGGUGUCUCCAGCUGAUGGCUACAUCUGCCCGGGCGCCGAGCUUCCGUGCGACGUGUCCUUUGCGCCCGUGAAGCUGCGUAAUCACAUCAGGUCUGACAGCUUGUGUUGCUUCGUUGAGGGGGUGUCGUCCUCCGUCGUCCUCACGGUGACUGGCGCCUGCAUCGGAACUUCUACCAGUAAAGAGGUUGUGUCUUUUGUGUGUCCGGUGCGUGGCUCUCACACUCAGACGCUGACUGUGUCCAACCCGUCCAACCAGCCGUGCAGCGUCACGCCCGUCACCGAGGGGGACCAGUGGAGUCCAGCAGGACCCAUACACCUGGAGGCCCUCCAGAGCAAGGCGUACCAGAUCACCUACCGACCCCUCAGCAUGACCGCCGACGGAAACAAACACCUGGGGUCAGUGUUUGUGUCGUUCCCUGACGGAUCGGGCGUCCUUUACCUGCUCCAGGGAACCGCUGAAGCUCCGAAGGCCGAGGGCGCCGUCGUACACGAGCUGCCGGCCAAGACUGAGCACACAGAACUGCUCUGCGUCAACAACUGGCUCCCCAGGCAACAGCGGUUCCACGUUCUCAUCGAGGUCCUUAAACCUGAUAAACCAGACCCCACCGUGUCCCUGAAGGGUCCAGAGUUCAUCGACGUCCCUGCGUCGGCCAAGAAACACUACAGGAUGUGUUUUUACGCUCUGAGGGAGGGGACGUACAGCGCCAAGGUCACGUUCCGUAACGACACGUCUGGGGAGUAUCUGUUCUACCUCGUCACCUUCAAGGCCACGUCUCCACGGGUUCUGUCCACUGUGGAGCUGCUGACGGCUGUCCGGCGGACGGCCACCGGCGCCGUAGAGGUGGAGAACCCCCUCAGCAGCGCCGUCUGCCUUUCCACUGAGUGCAAAUGCCCCGACAUCAGCGCCGAACCUCAGCACACGGUGCCGGCACAGUCCAAGGUCGGACUGAACUUCGAGUAUCUGCCGCUGCAUGUGGGCGUGUCCACGGCCCGGCUGACCCUCUGCAGUAACGAGCUGGGCUCCUUCCACUACGACCUGCACCUGACCGCUCUGGACCCAGCCCCAGAGAAAACCGUCCACUUCAACACGUCUCUGGGCAGCAGCCACUCCGUCCUCGUCAAGUUCACCAACUUUUCUCGUGUUCGGACCGACUAUUCCUGCAAGACGGACCGUCCAGACUUCACUGUGGACAGAAGUGUCACUGCAGGACCAGGUUUCCACGCCGGUUCUGAGGCCGGGGUGGAGGUUUGCUUCGAACCUCACCAGCAGGGGGAGGUGACGGCCCAGCUGACUCUGUCCUCAGCGGUCGGGGGCGAAUAUGUCUUCCCGUUACGCGGGAUCUGCCGCCCCCCCAAAGCCCAGGGCCCGUUCAACAUCAGGGACGGCCGCCACGUGUCCGUCCCCUUCAAGAACGUCUUCCUGCACACCGCCACGUUUUCUUAUCAGGUCGACAACCCCUGUUUCACCGUCAAAGGGGUGGACAGCCUUCCAUCCAAAAAGACUCACAGCGUUCAGGUGUCCUUCAAGGCUCCUCAAGGACACUUUCCAGGGCCGUGGUUCGGCAAGGCCACCAUCUCCAGCCAGGGCCACGGCAAGCCUCUGUCCUGGGUUUUUUACCUGAAAGGAUACCGUCCUGAGUCCCCUUAAAGCCACGGUG
Molecule: messenger RNA, 14265 nt
Organism: Sphaeramia orbicularis (orbiculate cardinalfish)
Lineage: Eukaryota; Metazoa; Chordata; Actinopteri; Kurtiformes; Apogonidae
Gene: hydin
Product: HYDIN axonemal central pair apparatus protein
Exons: 89
Coding region: 3-14255 (4750 amino acids)
Biological process (GO): axonemal central apparatus assembly; cilium movement
Cellular component (GO): axoneme
Source: RefSeq, a predicted model, not a curated record